AUGGCCCGUAGACAAGCACCAGCACCUAAAACUCCUAAAAAUGAGCCAGACCUCUCAAAAUGCCCUGACUUCAGUGCCCAGGAUGUCGCAGAAAUCAAAGAAGCCUUCGAUAUUUUUGACCAUACAGGCAAAGGUACAAUAAAUCUCUUUGACAUGAUUGGAUAUCUUGAAAGCUUAAAAGUCAACGAAAAAUACCCAACUGUUUAUACCCUGAUUGAAAGACUGCAAAACCAGUUCCCUAAAGGCAUUUCAUUUAAAGAAUUUGUUGAGUAUAUUCAAUACUCCCUUGGUGAUGGCGAAACUGGGGAAGGGCUUACAAGAAUGUUCGAAUUACUUGAUGUUGAGGAUAAAAAAUACCUUGACAAAGCAAGAUUCCAUUCCAUUGCAAGGGAAAUCGGAGAGCAUAUUCCAGAUGAGGAGCUUGAAGAAAUUAUUACUGACUAUUAUGAAUGUCCUAAUGGGAAAGUCGAUGUGGACGCAUUUUAUAAGUUCAUGAUUAAAUCCACCUUUUAA
Molecule: messenger RNA, 513 nt
Organism: Blepharisma stoltei
Lineage: Eukaryota; Ciliophora; Heterotrichea; Heterotrichida; Blepharismidae
Source: the annotation of a GenBank genome assembly